Messenger RNA from Penicillium soppii, 495 nucleotides. RefSeq lists its product as uncharacterized. Lineage: Eukaryota; Fungi; Ascomycota; Eurotiomycetes; Eurotiales; Aspergillaceae. The transcript is spliced from 3 exons. The record is from RefSeq and is a predicted model, not a curated record. The coding region runs from base 1 to 495 and encodes 164 amino acids.
AUGCCUCCAAUACGUGGGAAGAGAGAUCCAGAGCUUGACUGCCUUACUAGGGCUAAGAUCUGUGAAUUAAAUACUACAAAUGGCUGGGAGGCAAAGCGUCAAAAACAGCAAAGCCUUCCACACUCAGGCGCCCUAAGGAAGCUUACUGAAGAGGAUCGUGAUCAUAUAUACGAUACUAAACAGCAAACCCCGCCAAUUUUAGUCGAAGAUCUACUCGCUCAAGUCGAUUUCAAGGUUAAACGAAUGGCAAUUUGGCGUCUUACCUAUGAAAUGGGCCUUCGAAAGUGGCGAAAGAUGCAGCGACCUAGUUUAACACCUUUACAUGCCGAAAAGCGCCUACAUAUCAGCACUUUACAUCUACAGAUUAGGCCCGCGUUUAUUGGUCCGACGAAUACACAGUUGAACGUGGAAUCGGCCAGCGGUAAGAAUGGACGUUUACACGUCCGAAAGACCAGCUUUUUCAGCAUUCAAAUGAAGACUCCCAUGUUUAAAUGA